Molecule: messenger RNA, 1353 nt
Organism: Meyerozyma guilliermondii ATCC 6260
Lineage: Eukaryota; Fungi; Ascomycota; Pichiomycetes; Serinales; Debaryomycetaceae
Gene: MAS2
Product: mitochondrial-processing protease subunit alpha
Exons: 1
Coding region: 1-1353 (450 amino acids)
Cellular component (GO): mitochondrion
Molecular function (GO): metal ion binding
Source: RefSeq, a predicted model, not a curated record
AUGCCCGGUUCUCGAUACGAAGAUCCUGAAACCCCCGGUUUAUCACACAUUGUAGACCGUUUAGCAUGGAGGUCCACGGAAAAGUACACUGGUGUCGAGAUGAUAGAGAAUUUGACCAAGUUAGGUGGCAAUUUUAUGUGUUCCGCUCAAAGAGAAUCGAUGAUAUACCAAGCAUCGGUGUUUAAUAAAGACCUCGAUAAGAUGUUUGACUGCAUUUCCCAGACGAUUAGGGCCCCAAAGAUGACGGACCAGGAGGUGAUCGAAACCCUUCAAACUGCAGACUACGAAUCGAAUGAAAUCUCCCACAAAUACGAUAUGUUUCUUCCAGAAGUGUUGCAUGCAGCUGCUUAUUCAAAUAACACUCUUGGUCUCCCACUCUACUGCCCCCCAGAUAGAAUUUCAGAGAUAGGGAGGGACGAGGUGGUUGGAUACCAUCGUAAGUUUUUCCAGCCUCAAAAUACUGUCAUCGCCAUGGUUGGGGUGGACCACAAUCAUGCUGUUAAUUUAGUACAAUCUCAACUAGGUGACUGGAAACGAGCCACAAACGAAACUCCAGAGUUGGGAACCGUUAAUUAUACCGGCGGAGAGCUCUCGCUUCCAUAUGAACCACCUAUGGCUUCCAACUUGCCAGAACUCUACCAUAUGCAAAUUGCUUUUGAGACCACAGGACUCUUGAAUGAUGACCUAUAUGCUCUCGCUACUUUACAGAAGCUUCUAGGUGGUGGUUCUUCGUUCUCAGCCGGUGGUCCCGGAAAGGGAAUGUUCUCUAGAUUGUACACUCGUGUACUCAACCAAUAUGCAUUCGUCGAAAACUGUUCAUGUUUCAACCAUUCCUACAUCGACUCAGGACUCUUUGGUGUGACUAUAUCUUGCGCCCCAAAUGCUGCUCAUGUCAUGUCCCAAAUCAUAUGCUUCGAACUUUCCAAAUUGUUAGAAAAAGACACCGCUCAAGGUGGCCUUACUGAAAAGGAAGUGAAGAGAGCCAAGAACCAACUCAUCAGCUCGCUUCUUAUGAAUGUAGAAAGCAAGCUCGCUGCUUUAGAGGAUUUGGGAAGACAAAUACAAUGUCAAAACAAGUUGACAAGUGUGGACGAAAUGAUUGCAAAAAUUGAAAAGUUGACUGUCGAAGAUCUUCGUCGCACAGCAGAAAAGGUGCUUACGGGAAAUGUUGUAACUAAAGGAGUAAGCUCAGGAUUACCAUCGGUGGUGAUGCAAGGUGAUAGAUCUGCCUUUGGGGAUGUCGAGUUUAUUUUGCGUCACUUUGGCUUGGGUAAAUACAGCUCACCUCCCCUCGAGGAGCCUAGAGAAAUCUCCGACUCCGGAAAACCAAAGCGCUUUGGAAGGUGGUUCUGA